UAAAGUGUGAUUUUCUUGGCGGGAGAUUUUACGUGCACAAGGAAGAAGUGCGAAUUUAACCAACUUUAUCAUCCCUAUCCUUGGCUCCACGUAUUUUUCCUUGUCCAUUCCUCGCCAGGAAGAUGCCCAAAGCGAAGGACAAGACUAGAAAACGCCGUGUUGACACGGAUGAUGACGAGAUACCAGCAUCGCAACAGACUCAGGGAAGACGCAAAGGUCAAAAGCAGAGGCAGCAGCAUGCAGAUGACGAUGAAAAUAGUCCAUCUCCAACACAAAAGAACCAACUUUCAGGGGCUGAACUUGAUCGAAAGGUUGCAGAGACAACACGCUAUCUUUUGUUUGCUGAUAGGAAAAAGAUUCCAAUAAAGCGGGCAGAUAUCACUAAACAUGUGCUAAAAGAACAUUCCAAGGCUUUCUCCCAAGUCAUGGAACUCUCAACAAAACAACUUCACAAGGUGUUUGGUAUUGAGCUUGUGGAAGUUGAAGGGUCUGGCAAAGCAAAGGUCUACAUGCUCCUUGAUAAACUUGAUAGAGAAGAGAUGCAUGAAAUGUUGGACUGGGGUGAUGAGUCUCCCAGAAUGGGUCUACUCAUGCUUGUCUUAAGUGUUAUUCUUAUGUCUGACAAUAUCAUGAAUGAAGCAAGCUUGUGGCACUUUUUGAAGAAAAUGGGAUUAGAACCAAAAAAGGAACAUGAAGUAUUUGGCGACCCAGAGAAGCUAAUUGCUCAAGAGUUUACAAGACAAGGGUAUUUGGAACGAAGAAAGGUAACAGGAGGAGAGGAAGCUACAUUUGAAUACAGUUGGGGAUCACGAUCAAACAAAGAACUCACAAAGAGAAAAGUGUUGGAAUUUGUUUCAGAGAUCUAUGGUACAGACAUUGAAGUGUGGACUUCACAGUUAAAAGACAUAGAAGAUGAGGAGCAGGAAGGUGUUGAAGUCAUGGAAAUCAAUUAAUGGGUGAAUGUGAAGUGGAAGUUCUGUUUUUCCCCAAACAGCAUACAUGGAACUGGACCCCCAGUCUUCAGAAAACCAUGAAAGGAGCAGGCCCCCUGUAGAGAUGGUGUUUAAUUAUCCCCCAAAAGAAAGGACAUACAGUUGACAGCAUUGUGGGCUGACUCAUAUUAUGCCAAGAAUGUCAAAUUCUUAAAAAAUGCAUAUUUAGUAAGUUGUUUACUAUCUGUGCCUAAUAGCAGAAAGGACUGCACAUACUGUUUCGUUUAAAAUUAUACUCCUUGGUUUCAAUUGUACAUAUUUAGAGUCAAAGAAAUAGAUGUGAAAAGCAAGAAAA
This is a messenger RNA of Nematostella vectensis (starlet sea anemone), 1287 nucleotides long. RefSeq names its product non-structural maintenance of chromosomes element 3 homolog. The record is from RefSeq and is a predicted model, not a curated record. The transcript has 11 exons. Gene Ontology annotation, cellular component: nucleus. NCBI's taxonomy places the organism in Eukaryota, Metazoa, Cnidaria, Anthozoa, Actiniaria, Edwardsiidae. Bases 123 to 953 code for a protein of 276 amino acids.